AUGCAACCCCCAUCAUAUGAGGAGGCCAGUCUCCAACCUCACAAUCACGUUCUCCCUCCCCCAUCCUACGACACCUCCCUCAACUCCCCCACAUCACCUCCUCCCUCCUACCUAGAAUCAGUUACAAUUCAGCCAGAUCCUUUUCCUGUCCUGACUCCACCCAGGGUGCCAACUGCUGUGACGUCACCUUCACAAAACACUGGAAUCAUAAUCCAUCCAAUUACACAAAUUGGUGUCAGCUGCAUACAAACUCCGACAGUUGUGACCCAGCCUCAGCCGCAGCCUGUUCCUAUCUCAGUGACACAUCUGAGGGACAUUCCCGGUUUGGUGCGCUGCCCACACUGCCAACAUGUUGUCAGGACUAAAGUCACAUACAUGCCUGGGGGGGCGGCUUGGUGCCUGUGUAUACUUCUCAUCUUGGUGGGGUUGUUCUGCGGUUUCUGUCUGAUCCCGCUCAUGAUACGUGGCCUACAAGAUGCACAUCAUUCCUGCCCACAGUGCAACAUCCAUCUGCACACACACAGAAGUUGA
Molecule: messenger RNA, 531 nt
Organism: Micropterus dolomieu (smallmouth bass)
Lineage: Eukaryota; Metazoa; Chordata; Actinopteri; Centrarchiformes; Centrarchidae
Product: lipopolysaccharide-induced tumor necrosis factor-alpha factor homolog
Exons: 4
Coding region: 1-531 (176 amino acids)
Molecular function (GO): zinc ion binding
Source: RefSeq, a predicted model, not a curated record